AUGUCACUCUUCACUCGAGCAUUUUUCCACCAAGAUCAGCCAUCUAGCCCGACUAUCUUUCGGCUUCUGGACGAGAUCAACCAAUACUCACAUGAUAUGGAACGAAAUACUCAUCAAAUCACAAAGUUAUUUACCCCCAAAUUUGACGUAAAGGAGCUCGGAGACUCAUUUGAGCUGCACAGAGAGCUACCUGGCAUUGGUCAGAAGAAUAUCAACAUUGAGUUCACCGAUGCGUCAACAGUUACUAUCAAAGGCCACAUUAAACGCAGUUAUUCAAAAGGUACUGUACCAGCUGUAUUCAUGGAAGGCAAGACCAAUGAAGCAAAGAGCGAGGACCCCAGCACGUCACAGGAGAAGUUCUGGGUCAUGGAGAGGAGUAUUUGGGAUUUCUCGAGAUCUUUUGCAUUUCCGGUGCCAGUAAACCAGGAAAAUGUAAAGGCUUUGAUGAUGGACGGGGCUCUGAACAUCAUGGUACCAAAUCAAAGAAACAGAAAAACCGCAAAAUACGUAUUCAGUAAAUCCUCGACUACUGUGAAUGGGAGUUUAUAUGUAUGGUUAAGAAAUAAAACAGAAUAA
Blumeria graminis f. sp. triticale is the source of this 576-nucleotide messenger RNA. Lineage: Eukaryota; Fungi; Ascomycota; Leotiomycetes; Helotiales; Erysiphaceae. The record is from the annotation of a GenBank genome assembly.